AUGACGACGACCGUGGAGGGUGGGAGCGCGGAGAAGCGGCGGCGCAAGAGUCGAUGGGAAACCACCGACGACGCCGAAGGGAACAAGACGACGAGGAAGAGUCGAUGGGAGACUAGUGAAUCGACAAACAUCGCAAACGUCGCCGCGGACGACGAGAACGGCGGACGCGCACUCGUGCCCUUGGCGAACGCAAACGACUUCGCGGGCGCGCACGUGAGCGAGCCCGCGGGGGCGAUGAACCAGACGUUGCCGAUGACGAACGCGCUCAUCAUCGGUAGCGGGAUCUUCGUACAGCUGCCGACGUCCGUUUUGACAGAGCACUCGGCACCGUCCGAGGCGACGGCCGAGGUUCACUUCCUGUUUGCCGAGCUCGGUCGACUCAAUCGUCGACUACUCGCGGGAGGGACGUUCGACGAUAGACCUGCUGACUCGCGCGAGCCCGAACCUGCGCCAAUUUACGACGCGAACGGCGUUCGAGUGAACACGCCAGACGUGGUGGAGAGGGAGAAGUUUCAGUACAGACGAAUGGCGAUUUUGGAGGAAAUUUGUCAAAAGUGUCCUACGUUCAGACCGCCGCCGGAUUAUAGACCGAACAAGCGAACCGCAAAGUUACUGAUUCCAGUGGAUGAGUACCCGGGCUAUAACUUCUUCGGGCUCAUCAUCGGGCCUCGAGGAUCGACGCAGAAGCAAAUGCAGCGCGAGACGAACACAAGGAUCGUUAUACGCGGACGUGGAAGCGCCAAGGGCGGUACGGGCGCCGCCGAGCGUAAUAACGAGUAUGACAACGAACCGCUUCACGUGCUCAUUGAGGGCGACGUGCAGAGCGACGUCGACAAGGCGAAGGCGAUGAUUCAGAAGUUGCUGAUACCGAUAGAUGAGGACAUGAAUGAGCACAAACGUCAGCAGCUUAAAGAGUUGGCCCUGAUGAAUGGUACCUGGCGCGAUGAAAGCUCGAUUGAGGCGAUGCAAAAGCGUCUAGACGAAGAGGUGGCGAGCGGGCAGGUGUACCAGCUCCCGGAACCGUUGAAAAAGGCGGUCGAGGCGACGUACAGGAAAGACGUGGACAAACUUCACGGCUCUGGCGCGGGAGGGACCUUGGAUACCGCGUACAGUGACUUUUUGUCAGAAUUGGGCGUGGACGGUCGCGGCCGCGCUCGUAGACUGGAUGAAAAUGCGGAAGACGAUCGGAAAGUGUACAUCGGUCGUUUGCCGACGACGGCGACGGCAGAGGGAUUGAAAGACAUGUUCUCAUCCGCCGGCGUGGUGCAGGAGGUCGCGUGCAUUCCCGACACUGUGCUGGGACACUCGUGUAAGGGUUUCGCAUUCAUCACGUUUGCCACGGUGGACGACGCCAUGAAGGCGGCUUCGACGAUGAACGGCGUGAUGUUUGAGGAUCGUCCGAUGGAAGUACGGAUGAAGAAUGCACCGCGUGAACAGACGCAGAAGGAAGCGAAUGAGUUUGACCCAAAUGCCAACCUGUACGUCGGCGGCGUCACGGAGAGCAUGAACGAAGACGCGUUACGGGAGAUAUUUUCACCAUACGGUUUAGUGCAAAAGACAAAAAUCGUUCGCGAUCACGCGACUCAGGCGGCGAAGGGGUACGGAUUCGUACAGAUGAUGGACCCGUCUCAUGCGCAGGCGGCAAUCACAGCACUCGAUGGGCAAUACUUUGCAGAUAGCACGCGUCCAUUCAUGGUCCGCAUCGCUGGGCAAAACGGCGGAGGCGGCGCGCAAGUGUCGAUGGCGUUCCCCUCCGCAACCAAUUUCGAUUUUACGGCACCGGGUUAUGGCAAUUACCAGACGCCUGUUGCCGGCAUGCCGCCUUUUGUUCCGCCGAUGAUGAUGAUGGAUCCGUCUGGGUAUUACGGACAAAUGGCAUCCGCUGAAUCGUACGCAGCUGCUACGUAUGGCGCAUUCCCGACGGUGGAGCUCGGAAAUCCCGAGGAAGCUCCGCCGCCCCCGCCAGAUGAUGAAGACGCACCACCUCCAAUGCCCGGCGUUUUGCCGUUGGUACCAGACGCGCUCCCCAUCCUUCCGGGUGUUGCUCCGCCCGCUCCGCCACCGUUGCCACCGUAG
Molecule: messenger RNA, 2076 nt
Organism: Ostreococcus tauri
Lineage: Eukaryota; Viridiplantae; Chlorophyta; Mamiellophyceae; Mamiellales; Bathycoccaceae
Product: Nucleotide-binding, alpha-beta plait
Exons: 1
Coding region: 1-2076 (691 amino acids)
Biological process (GO): regulation of mRNA splicing, via spliceosome
Cellular component (GO): nucleus
Molecular function (GO): mRNA binding
Source: RefSeq, a predicted model, not a curated record